Messenger RNA from Seriola aureovittata, 9935 nucleotides. RefSeq lists its product as uncharacterized. Gene Ontology annotation, biological process: regulation of transcription by RNA polymerase II. Gene Ontology annotation, cellular component: nucleus. The record is from RefSeq and is a predicted model, not a curated record. The transcript is spliced from 12 exons. Bases 834 to 3680 code for a protein of 948 amino acids. Gene Ontology annotation, molecular function: transcription cis-regulatory region binding. Lineage: Eukaryota; Metazoa; Chordata; Actinopteri; Carangiformes; Carangidae.
UUUAAAAAAAUGAGUACUUUUACUUCAUUGGUACUUUUAUUUAAGUAGAAUUUUGAGUUGCAGUUUACUCAUGUACUGCACUUUCUUUUUACAAUUUUGAGGUACUUGUACUGAGUGUUUUCAUUCUCUACUACUUUAUAUUUCUAGUCCAGAUUCUGUACUUUUCAUUACACUUUAUUUAUCUACCAACUUUUGUUACUGUGCAGAUUCACAUUAAUUAUACAAAACAUAAUUAAAACAUAUUUAUAUUUUGCAGUAUAAUAGCUUAAUAUGAGAACCAGCAGUAUAUAAAAUAAUUAAAAUUAGCCCCACCUUCACCAACUGGAAAAUUAAAGUGGUAAAACACAUUAAUGCAUAGCACAAGUCUGCAAUAUAAGUAAGGCUGCUUUUAUUUUGGUAGUUUAAGUGUAUUUCAAUGCUAAUACUUUUACUGCAGGACUUUAACAGAGUACUUCCACACAGUGGUAUUACUACUUUUACUAAAGUAAAAGAUCUAAGUUGUACUUGUUCCACCUUCUGCUCGUAGCUAAACCCCGCCCUCGUAUUCCGUUUCAGUCGGAAAUACGUCACAUUACUGAAGCUAAAGAUGCUCCAACUGCCGUUUCUCUGUGACUUUAGCAUUAAGUUGGACUCUGUGGCAAACUUUGGCCACACCUAGAUCCUGUCCCAUUUCCACUUACAAAAAAAAAAAAAGAAAAAAGAAAAGAGAAAGAAAGAAAAAAAAAAAAAAAAGGCAGGCUUUUAUUUUUUCUAUCUGGUGCGUUUGUUUGUGUGUCGGCGAGUCCCGGCGGUGUAACCGGAGAGGGGCCUCAGAGAGGGAAUGCAGGACUGCAAUGGAGCACAAUGCAAUACAGUGGUUGGGUGCUCCCUCCUGCCAGCGGGGCAGCUAUGCCUUCUAUAAGUCGGUGAGCAGCAGAGCUCAGCCCGACGGGCCCGUCCAGGUGUGGAAGCUCGGGGAGUUCUACUUCAUCCGCUGUGGACCGCAGGAUCCCGUGUGCGUCGCUGAGGUGACCUUACUGUGGGAGGACCAGACGCGACACCACCUGCUGGCCAGCGCCAGGCUUUACUUCUUACCCGAGGACACGCCAAAGGGCCGGACCAGGGAGCACGGAGAGGAUGAAGUUUUGGCGGUGUCCAGGAAGAUGGUGGUGCGGGUGGAGGACCUGGUGAGAUGGUCGUGUGCACGGCCGGCAGGUUGGAGUAGCUGUUCGAAGCUGCCGCCGGCGCCACCACCCUGCGGGACCAACGGCCUCCACAAACCUCCGCAGAGCAGCGACGGCAACGACAACAACAACAACAAUAACAACAACACAGCGGACAAGAGCAGCGAGCCGCUCAGAGACAAAACCGAGAACGGCCCGCUGGAGCGUCAGGGCGUCAAAGUGCUCAGCUACCCGCAGUACUGCCGCUUCCGCUCCCUGCAGAGACGCAUCCAGGAUGGAGCGAGGGGGCUGGGGCUGCAGGACCCCCACCUGCUGGCCCUGGGGGGCGUCAGGGCGCUGCCCAACACCCGGGUGAUGUACUGCAGGGACACGUUCAACCACCCGACGCUGGAGAACAGCGCCGGCUUCUCCUGGCAGUUCAGAUGUCCGUCUCUCAGUCUUCGAGGACGACCUCGCAAGAGGAGAGGCCGCGACGGCAAAGACUCCCCGAACUCCAGCCAAUCAGAGUCCUGGAUCGAGAGGAUGAAGGAGAACGUGAUGGGUAGCGUGGAGGUCGGCUGUGAGGGCAGCUGGCUCCCUCACCCUGAGGAGCAGCUGUUCCUGGAUCAGCUCUACAUCUUCAUGGAGCGUCACGGCUCGCCCAUCCACAAAGUCCCCAACCUCGGCUUCAAGAAGAUCGACCUCUUCCUCAUGUACUCGGUGGUCAAGCGGCUCGGAGGGUACAAGAAGGUGACAGGAGACCGACUCUGGAAAGUGGUUUAUAACGAGCUGGGAGGAUGCCCCGGCAGCACCAGCGCUGCGACCUGCACCAGGAGACACUACGAGAGGCUGAUGCUUCCUUACGAGGAGCACCUCAGAGCCGGAGGAGCGGAGUUCAAAAUCCCAGAAUCCCCCACUCCUCCAAAACCCAGAGGGAUCAGAGGAAGGAAACCACUUCCUCGAGGCAGAAAACCAGGACCCAAAGCCAAGGAGAAGAAGAUCACAACCCCCGCUCUUCCUCCUCCUCCUUCCCCUCCUACUCCUCCUCCUCCUCCUCCUCCUCGAACUAUCGUGAACCCGAACGGCUCCGUGGUGGUGAAGAGGGGCAGAGGCCGGCCGCCGGGGACACGCAACAAGGCCACGCUGAUCGCUCAGGCCAAGCUGCUGGCUCAGCAGCAGGCCAAAGCCAAAGCAGCAGCGGCGGCGGCGGCGGUGGCAGCGACUGCAACGCAGACCCAGCAGCAGAGAGUUCUGCUUCCAGCCAAAGGCAGAGGAGGACCGAUGCCCAGCAGCACACACAGGCCCGUCCAGCCGGCCAUCCUCCCCGCCAACAUGCCUCUCACCCCCGACCUCUCCCCCAUGUCGGCUCCCUUCCUCCCCUUCCAGCCCAAACCGAAGGAGCUGAAGCCGGACAGGGGGGAGUCCGCGGCCCCCGCCGCUCCGGGUGUGCUCCUCUCCACUCUGCCUCGCCACUUCGUCGGAGGAUCCCUGGGCGGCUUCAGCCCCAUCAAAGGCGUGUGUCCGCUGGACGUCUUCAGGAGCCGCAUCAGCCUCCAGAGAGCCCCGGAGAGCCCGGCGCUGACGCCUCAAGACCCCACCCAGCACCAUCCGACCGUCUACCCCCUCCAGCCCAAGAGCGGAAGCCCGGACACCCCUCAUCCCAGCGGGGACCAGCCUCAGCCUCAGCCCCACCAGCACCACAACCGCUGCUCAGGGUGUAACGGGGACGAGGGAGCACAGAGAGGGGGCAACCGGGACGCCAGGAGCCGGCCCCCGCUGCCCCCUCUCCGGGUCCUGCCUCUCAACCUGGACUGCAGCGUUCAGGUGUGCCAGCUGAUGAGAACUCGUUGUCUGGACUCGUCUCAGUUGCAGACCUUCACCCGCCGACUGUCUGAGGCUCUGUCCCAGGACCUGAGCACCAAGCCCCCCUGCUCCCCCAUCACCCCUCCCCCCGAGCAGGCGCUGCCUCUCAACCUCAGCAAACGCUUCACGGUGAAGAGACCCAGCACGGAGGGGCCGGAGCCGAGCCGGGCCGCGAUCAACGGAAACACAGAUCAACCAUCGUCCAAGAGACCCAGAUCUGGGUGCACGGACCAGGCCGAGGACUUCGCCCCUGGGUGCCGGUCCGGCUCCGGGGGGAGUGGAGGAGGGCAGGACGUAGAGAUGAAGAACCAGGAGGAACCCGCAGACCUGAGCUCCCCGAGCAGGAUCAGGGCCUUCCUGCUCGGGCUGCCGCCCUUCCAGGUGAAACUGGAGGAGGAUCUGAACGGGACCAGGUUUGGGAAGUUUCUUCCUCCGGGAUCUGAGGCCGAAUCCCAGAGGACUGACACAGAGAGAGGGGAGGGGGGCGUGGUCGUAAAGAAGGAAGUGAAGCAGGAGCAGGAGGAGGUGGUCGACCUCGAGCGCCGUGAAACUGAGAUAAGCAACAAAGUGCAGAAGUCGGAGCAGGAGGAGAAAGGUCCCGCCCUCUGCUCCGGACCUGGACCUGCGGAGCUGAAGAGCGCCGGCUCCUCAAACACUGACACACACUGUUUUUAGCGUUUGUCCCUGUUGUGAUCAGAAAACUGUCGAUCGGUCGGAGAUUAGUCGGUUGUUGGAAUCCGGGAAGUUGUUUUCACCGUGGGGCGCGGUGUCGGUUUUGGAUGUGGGUGAAAUCCUGAACCCACGAAGCAGGGACGUUCGUUUUCCUCAUCUUUGAGAACAUAUGAACUCACAACGUCUCUUCCUUUCCCCUUUUUUGUUUUUUUUUUUGUCUCCUGUUAUUUCCUGUUUUCCUCUGUGGUUUUCAAUCAGGUCGUUGAUUGAACUCGACACAGACUCAUGACAAUCACACAUCAGUUUCUCUUCCUUCCUCUGUUCGUUUCUCUUUAAGGUAAAAAAAAAAAAAAAAGAAGAAACGGAGGAGCGAAACUGAGUCUUUAACAAACACUGCCAUAACCCUCCAUGACACUAUUAACUCCACUAUUCAAUGUUAGGGUGAAAUAUUGAAUAAGAUCCAUGAUACUUAAAAUAAAAAAUCAAUAUUACAUAUAUGGGUGAUGCUAUGCAUCAAGACGUCAUUAUUAGCAUCUAGAGUGUACUGUAGCUCGGUAGUUUCAUUUUUUAAAUUGUACUCUACUUCUGUAGAGAGAUAGUUAUUUUCUGAUAAAGUGUUUAGAUGUUAUGUGGAGCUCCGGGCGAGGAGCUCCUCGGUCUUCACGUUAUAGCUCGUUAAGUGAAGCCUUUCUAUAGUCCUGCUCAUUAGCUGAAAUUAUAUAAACCUUUCUUACACGUAUGUGCCUUAAAACGGCCUGCGAUCAGUUUCAUCGCCGGCUUCAAACACAUUCACUCAGAGAGAUACCUUGAUGUUGGACCUGCUCAGCUUCCUGUCACUCCUCAGCACGUCUCCGUGGAAUCCUCGAGUUUCUGUUUCUUUGAGAAACGAAAACGAGACUUUCCUUUUGAUUGUUUGCACAUACCAAUGUAAUGCAAGAAGAAUGUCCCGCACUCUGCUCUCAUCCAGCGUCACAAUCAUCCUGAUGCUGAUGAUCAAUAAACUACGAAACUUUUAAAAGAAGCCAAAGUUUUCAAAAUUUAAAUGAUUAUUUUAGCAGCUGAAGAAAAGCUCGUCUGAAUAAAUCAAGAGCUCUGAUCAGGACGAACCUGCUCUCUGUCUUUGAGUUUUUAAUCCUCGGUGUUGAGGUUCGAUUCCCAGCUUUGCUCUUUGCACCGUAAAGUCCAAACUGUGGCCACACGUUGGCGCCGUCGUCUCGUCUUUUAUCACUUCCACUGAUCAGCCAAUAAGAAAUGACAUCAGCGCGGGAGGAGGAUCAUACAUGAACAUGUAGCCCAGACAUUCAGACUACCUCAGGUUCUUUUUUUCUUAAAAAAAAAACAUUUUCCACCUGCGUUAUCUGUUGCAAAGGGGGUGGAGCUUAUCCUUAACACACACACACACACACACACACACAGACGCACUCGGAUCUCAUUUCCACCUGGUGUUGAAGGUUAUUCUGGAUUUUUCUUAUCGUCAGCACUUUGACUUCCCCGCUCGGACGGAAGAAACUCAAAUGUAUAGUUUAACUUUUUAAAAGAGGAUCAGUAAUUUUCCUAAAACAGCUGAUCACUGUGGUUUCUAACAAACGAACAGGAGAUCAGCUGGCAGACAUGUCAAUAAAACAUGGUUAAUCUCAGGUGAAGGGAAGCAAUGCUGCUAUGCUACGUGUGGACUCUUGUUCGGGGGAAUUUUAUUUUGAGUAGUUUGACAUUUUGGGGGAAUAAACUUUAGAGCUUUAGAGUCUCUUGUAUGUGGAUUUUGUUGCUUUUGGACAGAACCAGUUUAUCUGUUUCUCCCUGUUUCCGGUCCUUAGCUCAGUCCCAUCCUCGGUCGCUCUCUUUUUGAGAAGUGAUUCAUCACUGGUGCGCAAUGAAUCUUGGGAUAUGUCGGGCCGGGAAGGAGCCUCGUUGUAGCUUUUGUGCUAAGUAAAGCUAACACCCCCCCCCCCCCCGGCCUUAGCUACAUAUUCAGCUUGGAGACAUAAAGAGACGAAUCAACCCCCCCCCCCCCCUUCCAAAAUGUCAAACUGCUCCUUUUAAGACCGUGACCAAAACUGAGAUGUGACGAUGUUCUGACUGUUCUGCUGCUGAUCCUGAUCCAGAUCCAGAACCAGGUCGUGUGUUAACACUAGGUGGAAAUGAGGGAAUCAAACCUGCAGCAUUCCCCUCCACAUAAACCAGCUCACUGAUCCACCUCUCCUCCUCCUCUUCCUCCUCUUCCUCCUCCCCUCGUUGUGUCGAAAAAGAAAAAACCUCUUGUAGCUGAAAGAACUCAAACGUCAAGGUAUCUCUUCACUCAGCCUUUUCCCUCGUUUCUCUGCCACAGAUUUGCACACCUACUGUACCCGUUUGCUUCUUUUGGAUUUUGCAUAUUUAUAUCUGCCAUGUUUGUUUUUGUUUUUUUGUUUGUUUUUUUCUUUUUUUUUUCUUCUUGCCAAUGUUUUUAUUUUUUACCAGAAUAGUGGAGUCAACCACGACACCGAAAUGAACUGGUGCUGUUUAUUCUAAAUCGUGUAGCUGUUGCCAUAUUGUUGUUGUUGAUGUUGUUGUUUUUCUGGGUUUUGUUUUUUGUUUUGUUUUGUUUUUGUUUUUUUUGUCGAUAAAGCUGCAAAAUCUUUUCAUCUCAGCAAGUCAUCAAAAUCUCAUCUCGAAAAAAAAAAACUCCUCACAGCAGAUUUAUUAUUUGUCCAGAGAGUUUAAAGAAAUUAUUUUUAAGAAAAAGAGUUUAAUUUAAAAAAAGAAAAGAAAAAAAAAAAGAAGAAGAUGAUGAACCACGACUUGUUAUGAAAACAUUUGGUAGUUUUUUCCUGAUGGUAUUUGACUGUUGGCUUCACGUGAGGCAGAGGUGAAUCGUUCAGUAGAUCAUUCGCACCAAAGCACAUGGAAAACCACCAGAAACCACCGCACUCAGACCUCCUCCGUAACCUCUGCUAGAACGAGUUCAACCGUCAGUGUUUCAGGAUGUUGGUGACUCCUUAACUUACUGAUCCUGUUACCACGGUAACGUCUGUUCACUUUAUUAUUUCCUAUUUAAAUCAAUGCAGUAAGAUUUUAAUAUAUCUCACAAACACGUCUGAUCAUCUUACAUCAGGGUGAAUAUAUAUUUUGUGUCUCGCUCUGCUUCGUAAAUCUUUAAACAUUUAUCCAGGUGAGGUGUUUCUGGAUGUGCUUCAGUCCGCUUCAAGGGAAAUCAUUUCGUACAACCUCGGCUAAAGCUCAAGUGUUUACAGCUGUUCUGGAGGGUGGGGUGGACGCUCGCCGUCAUGAAGACAGUGGAGAAGUGUUGGCCAGGAAGGCAGCAGCACACGCUGGAGUAUAAGAUUAUAUUCUAUCUGGAAAUUAAGCUUGAAAAGUGCAGGUGGUCUUAUAUUCAAGGAACUAUUCAAGGUCUAUUCGAACACUUGACUUCUGCAGGGAGUGUUGCAUUAUGGGUUGUUUGUAGCUUUAACGUCGCUAAGCUAGCGAGUGUUUAGGUCUGUUUGUUGUGAGUCUUUCACUGAGCCAGUAGGUUACGUUGGAGCAGAUAAACAAACACUCUUUUUAUUUGUAUUUUUUUAGUCUUUAAAAAAUCAAGUAUCGCUCUUCCUAAAGCGCGACGCUCAUCACUUCCUCAAGAACAGGAAGUGCACCUGUGAUAAACGACCUGAAGUUGCUUCAGGUGAUCAAAUGACAGCAGAUCAGUAAUGUGAGCUGAAAUCGAUUGUAUUAGUGCUAGUGUUGGAUUUUAUUUCGGCGGUGCGUUUGCAGCCAUCAUGUCACCAGUUUGUCAGGUCAGAAUUUCCCUUAGCAUUAGCAUUAGCAUUAGCCCCCGAGGGUGUGGAUGGUGUUUGGUAAAAGCUGCUAAAAACAGAAAAAGUGAAUGAAAAGCGAUAUGAGAUUGUAUGAGUUUAUUCUUCCACUUUUCCAUCUGUACAAGUGAAUGCAGCACCAUGAAUGUCUCUGAGGAGAGUCUGAGCUUUUAUCUCCACCUUUUCGAACAGUUAUAAACACUUCUGCCGCCACACUUCGUACGAACCAGUUCAGCAGCUUCCCAGUCAAACCACAGCUCCACUGGACCAGUUUUAUCUCAGAGUGUCUCAGUCUGAAUCUCUUGAACAUUUGCCUUAGUUAGUUUGUUAAUUUUUUUUUUUCCUGCAUGUCUUUUAUGUUAAUGACUUGGUGCCACUGACGGCUGAACGCCUGGUGUGUCAUUUUUAAAGGGGGAGGUGAUCUAGUUUAGAGACGAGCAGCAUGUUAAACCAGUAUGAGAGAUGAUAGUUUCUUUUUCUUCUUCUUUUGGUUAUUUAAGCUUUAGUUUGUAAAGGUUUCUUUAGGUUUAAUUUCAUUUUUUUUUCCCUUUGAUAAAGAUUUAAAUGUUUACAUUUUGUUAUGCAUGUUCAAACAGAUUUGUUAUAUCCAGUGUUUUGCACACUACUUCAGCAUCAGUCUUGAACGGCACAGCUCAUUCAUGUAAAAGGACUUAAAAUUAAGUGCCUGAUACUUAAAAGUGAAAAUUGGAGUCAGCAAAUGAAAGUUAGAUUUGCUCAUUCGCCUUCAUGCCAUUGACUUGAAGAACAACAACAGCAGCGGCGGCUCCUGUUGUGACGUUUCAUUGUAUUUACGGGCGGAGAUUUUCUCGCCACGGCAGGAAGCUCGCUCAGCUCCGCGGCGUCCGUCGGAGCAAACUGGACCUAAAGGACUCGACAGCAGGGACACCUAGUGGCCGUCUGUGCCGGCGCUCAGUGAUGUGAUUCAUCCAGUGAGCAACAUUCAUGAAGAUAAAUGAUCAAAUUAAAGGUGCUGCAUGUGACAUUUUAACAGCUGUGAACUGUUAUCACAUCAACUGUAUUUUACAUUUUGAGCUUUUACAGGGAAAUCUGGAUUUAACAAAAGUUGUUGCUGGUUUUUUGUUUUUUUUUCUGCAGCAACCAAACGGUAAAAACAGAUUGACGGCUUCAGUUUGUCAGAAAACUGCUGCAACAGACUCGUAUUUUAAUUAUCGAUUAAUUUGCAAAUUAUUUUUUUGAAUCAUCAAUUAAUCAUUUUGUAUAUGAAAAACUGUCCAAGCUGUUCUUCAGAUUAACACUCCAAAGAUUCAGUCUAGAAUAAUAAAAUUAAGAAAUUCAACAGAUUAUGAUUUUAUAUUUUUAUAUAUUUUUUUUUUUUCCAGUUGAUUUCAGUUGCACAAAUGUAGCAAAUAUUUCUGGUAUUUGCAAAUUAGUUUGCCAUUAAAAUUAUUAUUUUCAUUAUUGAUUAAUCAAGAAAAUAAUCAGCAGAUUAAAUCAUUUAAAAUGUACAAAAAUAAUAAUUUUGAAAAAAUUAAAAUCAUGUCUUUAAAUCCAAAGAUAUUCAGUUUAAAAUAUUUAGUAUAUUUCCACAUUUGACUUUAAAAAUAUGACCAGUACAUUUUUUUAACUUUAACUUGAAAAAAACUUAAAUUAUUGUUGAUGAAUCGACUGGUCUCAGAGCCGAAGAUUGUAUCUUUGAAAUUUCAUUAAACAGAAAAAUUCACAUAAUCCAAGAUGAUAUUUUCAUAUCUCGAUCGCCACAAUUCAGAAGCUGGAACGAGUCAUUUUCAUUCCACCAAUCAGUUAACGAACUAAUCAAUUCAGCUCCAGAAGAAGGUUGUUUCUGGUGUUUACCCCUCUGUUGGCCGGUUGAGAUCGACGUCUCAGAGUUCCUGUGUGACUUUGAGGUGAUGAAAAAGAGGAUUGAGGCAGCAGAGGGGUUUAUGGGAAAUGUAGUCUUGGGUUUGGAGGAACACGAUCCUGAAAGAGUCGUACUGAUGUUAAAAAUGCUGCAUGUGGCACCUUUUAUGAACCGUUGGAUGUUACGUACCGAUGAAUGUCUCUGUCACAUCUUCCUGUGAUCUCAUUUCUAUCACUUGGCACCAUCUGUCAUCAUUUGCUCCAGGAAACAAACUCCAGAUCACCGUCGACGCAGCAGCGUCAGUCUCACGUUCUUCUCUUUGCAAACUGUGCUGAACUUUUUGGACACAGAGUCGGACUGAAGAAGAACGGACUCUUCCCGGUUUAAUCGCAGUCAAGAUGGCCCCCGAAGGCGUCUGACGUGAUUGGGGGAAUGUUUUUAAUUCCUGUUGAUUGACGCUCUGUGUUCUUGCGUAUGUGUGAUUUGAUGAUUGCAGAUCUGCAGCACAAACUCAAGUUCCAUUUUUUUUUUUUUUGUUUGUUUCUAUAAGCGGUAAACGGCUGGCAGUGUCAGGUACCAUUCCAUUUUAACACUGUAUAUUUAUAAUAAAAGUAAUCUGUUAAUAAUACA